CGCGCGUAUUUUGCCCUUGUGAUGAAUGAUACGAUUACAGAGUGAAAUGAAUUGUUUGUUUAUGUUAUUUACUGCAGAAGAGGGAUGUUAUUGCGCCGCUGUGAAGCAUUUGUCUGUGUAAUCGUCAUUUUUAAGAUACUUUGUUGUGGCAAUGGCACCUUAAUCUCAGUUGUUUACAAAACACCGUGAGGCUGAUACUGGCGAUUUGCGGUUGAAGUAAAUCGGGACGUUUUCAACUUUGCAAAUAUGAAGAUUUAUGUCACACGUAACGAAAUCCACGCUUCUAAAUGCUCCAGCAUUGAAGACUGGCAGUCUUUACUGUUUAAUUAUGGUGAUAAAGUUACGCGUUUGGAGUAGAAGGAAAGCACUUGAAAUGCUGCUAAAUAAGUGAACGUUUUGCCUGUCAAAAAUUGUUCAAAAUACGCACAGAGCAACUAGUUAGCGAAAUAUUCCUGCUGUCUCUGCUUUCAAAAACUGAUAAAAGACAACAUGGAGGAAGAAAAAUUGUUAAAGAAAAAGAGGAAAGCUCUUUCUGGAGAUAACCUGGAAUUAGUGGCAAAUACUUGCCAAAGGCUUGCGCAGCUGUAUUUCCGUGAUGGGAGGUAUGAGGAGGCAUUAGAACAGUAUAAGGAGGAAGAAAGGCUUUACUCUGUGCUGGAAAAGCCUAUCGAGGUGGCUGUGGCACAUCGCAUGAUAGGAGAAGUAUAUGGCAACAUGGGAGAAUAUGAAAAGGCACUAGAACACCAAAAUAAACAUCUGGAAAUGGCAAAAGAUCUAAAUGAUCAGAUUGAAGAACAGCGAGCAUUAGCCACUAUUGGUCGGACUUUCUUCUGUAUGGCUGAAAGCAUAUCAGACAAAGAUAACUCAGAUUAUGCAAGGUAUUUGGCUGAAGCAAAGAAGGCUUAUCUUCGAAGUCUCAAUGUGUGUGAAAAGCUUAAAAGUGUCAGCAAAACUGAAGUGAUGCUGAUGAGAAGCAGAUUGUUGCUGAACUUGGGCCUUGUUCUUGAGUGUCAGGAAGAUGUGACAAAGGGUAUUGAAUACAUAGAAAAGGCCAUUGCCAUCAACAAACAGAAUGAUUUGUAUGAAGACUUGUACCGUUGUUAUUGUUCAUUGGCAUCACUUCUAGUUCGUCAGAAUAACCGAUCAAGAGCCCUCACGUUACUUAAUCUUGCUCUUGAUAUUGCUGAUCGUUUACCAGACAAAGCAUUGCUCAGCUGUGAUGCACUUCUUUCUAAAGCUGAGGUUUACUUCAGUCAAAGUGAUUUUCAAGCAGCAAAACAGACUUUGGUAAAAGCUUACAAAAUGCAUUCUCCUAAUGAAAGUGAUCAAAAGAAUGUUGAGCGGUUGUUGAAAAUAGCAAUUGCUUUGUGCCGGACAGAAGAAAAACUUCGUGUAUUAGAAGAAACUGAUUUUGUAAACAGAAAGAAAUUGUAUGAGAUAAUGGGUGAUGGAUCAGUAGCAGUGAAAAACUUUGAUGGGGCACUAAUCUAUUAUCAGAAGAUGUUGCAGUGUGCUGAAGCAAUAGGAGAUACAGAAGCAAGUAUUGCAGCAAUUUAUGUGUCUUUAUCACAGACAUAUAAAGAUAAAAAAGAAUAUGACAAGGCACUGGAGUUCAGUCACAAGGAGCUACAGUUGUGGCAUUCUAACCCUGCUGAGGCAUGUAAAACCACACUUACAAUUGCCCAGUUAAUGGAACUGAAGAAAAGUCCACUAUCAGAAGUGCAAAACGUAUAUGAGAAAGCUCGUGCACUUGCUGUUCUUGCAAAUGACAAGAAAUUGGAGGCUACAGUUUUGCGGAGCUUGUAUUAUGUACAAAAAGCAGGAGGAUGCAAUAAUUUAGCAGAGAUCACCAAGAAAGAGCUGGAAUUGACUGGUUACACAGAAGAGAGUGAAACAUCAGAUACUGAAGAGAAUGAAACCCCAGACAUUGGCGAUGAUGUAUCCUUGACAGACUUAUCAGAAUCAGAAAAUGAAGAAUUUGAUAGAUCCCGAGUUACGAGAAAACGGUCAGUCGGUUUGAAGGUGCGUAGAAAUGAGAAAGGGGAGACACAAUUGCAUACUGCUUGCAUUGCUGGAAACAAAGCUCUUGUUAAGAAACUUCUUGAGCAGGGUCAUCCUGUGAAUGUUCGGGAUCACUGUGGCUGGUUGCCUUUACACGAAGCAGCCAAUCUUGGUUUCCCUGAGAUUGUAGAGAUGUUGUUGGAUCAUGGUGCAGCGAUUAAUGACAGAGGAGGAGCACUUUGUGGUGGGAUUACACCUUUGCAUGAUGCAGCUUUGUGCGGAAAUCUCUCAACUGUCCAAGUAUUACUGAACCGUGGCGCAUGUGUUGUCACACGUACAAAUGAGGGGAAGACACCAUUGGACUGCCUUCUGGAGUGGUAUUCACAAAGUGGUGGCCUGGAGGCAGAUGAUCAGAUUCUUUUUGAAGCCAUUGAAAGACAGCUGAGAAAUGCUUUGGAAAGAGCAGGGCAGAGUUCUGUCAGUACUGGAGAAUUACCGAGAAAAAUACAAAAAAGAGACACACCAGAGGCUAAGCGCAGGAAGAAAGCAGAAGGAAAUAGACCCAAGAAGGCAAAGAGACAUGAAUCUGGCUUGCGGCGGCAUCUCGAGGACUCCAGCCCUGAACGAAGCAGACAACUACGUAGUUUGAGUCCUGUCAGUGAUAGAAGUGGUUCACCUAUUGUAUCUUCAUCAGCUGAUGUGACAGGAGUUGAUAGCAAUUACUCAGCUCCAUUUGGUGAUAAAGAAGUCUCCUCAUCAUGUAUUGCAGUUUCUGAUAGUGAUUCUGAUGGGGCUCAAGCAAGAGAGGAAUAUCAACGAGCCAUUGCUAGUCUUCGUACUCGGACAGCCCAACACAUAUCAUCUUCGUCAGUAGACAGAGAGAAUGAUGUAACAAACGAAACUGGAUUUCUAUCUGUUAGUGAUGUUGGAGAAGACUGGCUGGAAGAUGAUCUUGGAAUCGAAAAACGCCCCACCAAACGAAAGAGAACAGAAGCUGAAAAAUCUGGGCUAAUUGGAUCUGCUGGAAGACAAAGAGCGGUUGCUGAUAAUGUGCACUCAUCAGAUAUCUCUCCACAAAGAGCAUACCCGAACUCAUCAUUGAACUUGAAUGAAUAUUGCCUAAAUCCGAGCACAGAUGAUGACUAUAACAUUGAAGAUGCAUCACAACCUUGUUCUUCAAAUGAAAGGUGGAAACGCCAGCAACCUCACAAAGGUAGAUCGUCUCAACUGGAUGUUAGUACCAGUCACAGUGGUGAAAUUUCAUCAUCUCAGCGUUUGCUGCAAUCCACUUCUCAAGCCUCAGUGGCACAUGCUAUAAGAGUGUGUGUUGAGGAUAAGAAGUUUCUUAUCCCAGUUCCAGAUGCCAGUCUCAGUAUAGGAUGGCUGGUGCAAGAAACAGCACGUCGCUACUAUAGUUUAGAAGGCUUGCGACCAACACUCACUCUUCAAACCAGUGAUGGAGCAUUGCUAGCUGAAGAUGACCCGAUUUCUCUUAUAACUGGUAGCAAUGAAUUGAUAGCAUCUGUUGUGUCAUGGAACCUACCACCAUUGACAGAAAGAUAUGUGGAAGCUGCCGCUAGUUUGCAGUCAGUUGCAGAUGCUCAUGUUCUUCAGGUGCUGGAAAUGUGCCAAGCAACACAGUGCCUACAGCUUGCAGAUCUUGCACUGACUUCAGUAUCCCUGUCUCCAGUUUUCCAAGCACUUCGCUAUCAAAAUACCCUCUCGCUGAAUUUGUCAGGGAACAGUCUGGCUGAUGAUGGAAUGAAGCUCUUGGCUGCAUGUAUAUUAACAAUGCCUCAACUGAAGAAGUUGGACAUCAGCUGCAAUAAUAUUUCAGCUGCUGGUCUCUCCCAUUUGAGUAGCUCAUUUUCAGCAAACAAAUCGCUGCCAUUGCAGGGCCUCCAUCGAUUGAAUCUGAGCUGCAAUCCCUUGGGACAGGAGGCUGUGAAGCACCUUCAAGUGAUAUUCACAUCAUUAUCUAGCUUAACUUCCCUGAAUCUUCAUGCUUGCUCACUUACUAGCGGACCUGAAAAUAUGCAUCAAUGCCUUGAGUUACUUGAAGAACUGGAUGUAAGUUUUAAUUGUCUUGGUCUCGAAGGAGCUCGAGACUUCCUGAAACAAAUAUCUGCAGUAAAAAUAAAGGAACUUAAUUUGGGUAGCACACAGUCAGGAUGUGAAGAUGGCUGUAGUGCGAUUGCCCGGGAUUUAGCUAUCUUUCUGGCUGGUGCAGGUUGUGAGCCAGAGAAUUUGGAAAGCUUGGACCUCUCCAACUGUAACUUAAAGGAUACAGAUAUAUGGGAACUACUUAGGCCAUUACAAAAAGCAACAAACCUCAAGCGACUCCGUCUGCAAGGCAACACAGCUCUCACAUCUGUUUCACUACGACGCCUUUUGCAAUUGUGCAUUCAACAAAUCGACCUUUCAGGCUGUAAUUCUGUGUUACUGCACUUAAGUGGCACCUCACCAUUGUCAUGGCUUCCACCUGUGAGUUAUUCAAGAGAAAUAAUUGUGUCAGCAGAUCUGAGUACUGUUGAUUGGGGUGCACAGUGCAGCAUCCGCAAAGCUCCAGGAGGACUAUUGUUCAUAACCUCAAAUGCAUAAUUUGUUUUAUUCAUUAUGAAUUAAAAUUUUGAAACCAACCAUUUUUUACCAGAUAGAUUAUAAGGCAUAUACAUCAAUCACAUAGUUAUUGCAACACAUAAUAAGUCGGUAUCCUCCAUUCAAUUAUAUUGUUGUUUACAACAGGUGUAUUGUAUGUUCGCUCGAGUUACCACGAUAUUGUUUGAUAUGAAUUGUAUAGCAGUGAUGGCUGCUUGCUUGUUUUAAUUGUAAACAAUUAUAUCUUUUCUCAAUAAAAUUUUUCAGGGUAUAUGACCACAUUGUCAGUACAUAAAAUUCUCCAAUGUUGUAAAUGACCUUCCUCAAGCAAAACAUCCUGAGGAAUUUUAUAUACUGACAGAGGGGUCCCAUACACUGAAUCAAAAAAUUUAUUGGGAGUGACAACGGCCACAGAAGCCUACACUUACAA
Schistocerca americana (American grasshopper) is the source of this 5029-nucleotide messenger RNA. Its product is annotated as tonsoku-like protein. The record is from RefSeq and is a predicted model, not a curated record. NCBI's taxonomy places the organism in Eukaryota, Metazoa, Arthropoda, Insecta, Orthoptera, Acrididae. Bases 490 to 4602 code for a protein of 1370 amino acids. Gene Ontology annotation, molecular function: protein binding. The transcript has 26 exons.